AACUCUCCCGAGACUUUGGCACAGCUGGGGAAAGUAUGCUAGUUUUUGACUACAACUCCCAGGAUCCCCUAAGAAAGGAGGAGGCCGGGCGGACCGACAGGCUCUGAGAGUUGUAGAUCUCUCUCCCCACAGUGACUUUUUUCCCCUCAGACUCUCUCGAAGCCACACGGUUGGUUCCUCCCAAGUGCUGGCAAAAGGAGGCGGAAGUGGCGGCACCAUAGAGCUUCCGUUAGCCCUACUGAGCAUGUCCGGUGUGCCUGAGGCACCGCGCAUGCUCAGUCCCCAUCGUUAAGCAAGGCGGUUGGGUGGGGGGGGAAGGAGGAAGAGGCUUUAUGUGCAUGGCUUCCAGGUUCUGUCUUGGCCCAAGAGAAAGAAGAACCCGGACCUCAGCCUCACCAUGGACAUCAAGUGUUCCCGGGUCCUGCCUUCUGUUUGCACCCUCCUGGCAGACCCAAGAUGCCCCGUGUCAGAUGAUACUUGCUUGGAAAAGUUACUAGACUGGUUUAAGACCCUGACCAGCAGCGCUGGAUCCACCCUCCUGCUCUUAGAGGAGAAGCCAUGCUUGACUAAAUUGAUCCUUACGGUGCUCGGCCAAGAUGAGCCAAAUCCUAGCAUCCUUUCUUUCGUCCUGAGGCUCACAGGGAUGCUGGCUGCGUCCGAAAGCGGUUUCCAACACCUACAGCAAGGGGAAGUGGUGUUUGCGGCCUUUGGCGAAGCAGGGCCCCUUGGCAGUGCGUUAUGGGAAGACAUGACCAUACGGAGCGGCUGGGUGCAGGGCGUCUACACCAUGCUGCAGCAUUAUAGUGCCUUUCAGUUCCUGUGUAACUCAGGAGCUCUCGACGUGAUCUUCUCUCUCCAAAGAGAUCGCAGCUUGUUUGUCGCUUCGGGAGCCAACCGGCUUCUCGCCCGCACACUCAUCUUCUCUGCAAAGUCCGAACCGUCUCGCCUUCUCUGUCCAAAGGAUUGCGAUUGGCCGGCCUGUGCCCGAAUGAUCGUUGCUCGCACGGAGGAGUCUUUGCAAUCUCAUUCCGCUGCCUCCAUCCAAGCGUCCUUGAAGUUGCUGAUUACAUUGUUUGAGCAGAACCAGGAUCCGUGGACUGAAAUCCUUUGGUCGCGGAUUGCGGAGACUGUUGAGUCCGUUCUGAGAGAGGAUUCGGUGCAAGCGGGACAUUUGCUGGUGGAUCUGUUCCUUAGCAUGGGAAGGUCUCCUGCAUUUAGCUGUCCUGAAUGCAGACUUUGGAAGCUGGUAACGCUUGCGCUGAAGAACUUAAGCCUGACCCAAGCUGGCCCCUUGGCCUUAGGACUCUUGAAACUCGAAGCAUGCCCAGCAGCAAUUAAGGCGCGAAGUCUGAAUGUUCUCCUCCAGCCGAUGGACUGCAUCUCGAGGGCUGCUUCUCACUCUCAUGUGGAAUUCCCAGGUUUACCAGAUCAGCCUCCUACCAAUCCUGCUUCCGUGGAGACUCUUCUUUCCUCCAGAUCAUCGUGUGUUGGUCUUCUGUGCCAAACGCUGGCUUACCUUGAGGAGAUCCAGUCCUUGGCUUGCCUGUCGGUGAUGGAUUUCCCCCAGAAACCUUUGCUGCACUCCGUGGUGGCCACGCUGCAGUUUGGCAUCGGCUCGGCUGUUCCGGCCAACUCCCUGGGAGCAACACUUGGCAAAACCCUCGUCGGCUGCUUCCGAGUUCAGCGGGCAGCCCUCGGCCUUCUUGGGGCGCUCUCACGGUGGGCGACUUCAGUUCACGAUGAAGCCGUGGAACAGGUCUUUGAUAUUCUUCUCGUGUACCUGAAGAGUCCAGAUACAAGUCCCACUGUUUUGAAGAAGGCGUUUCAAGCAACACUCAAAUGGCUUCUGAGCUCCUUGGAGCCCUCCAGCCGUCUUCCCGGCGUUAGGCGGCAGAAACAGUUUCUCAAAGAGAUGCUGUCUGUGUUGCCGAAACGCAUGUGCAGCCCAAGCUGGGAAGUGCGUGACUCAGCCCUGGAGUAUCUCACGCUGGGGAUGAAGCACCUGAAAGGGCAGGAAUGGUUCUGUCAAGACCUGCUCACCUCUGAAGUGCCGACACUUGUGGAAAGCCUCCUGGACGACCCAGAGAGCUACGUGCGAGCGAGUGCCGUGAAAGCCCUGGGACAGUUUCCCCUAAUGGCGAGCUCAACAAGGCCUGGCUCGGAUCACAAUGGGAGUCAUAAAGAGGCUGGUGCUGGGGUUCGCUUGCUGGAGAUCUUGUCUACAGACGCCGAAGGCUUCCCUCGCAGAGCCGUGAUUGGGGUCUUCACUGACUGGCUGAAAGAAGGCCACCCAGAAGUUUUGGCUGCCCCUGAGCUGCUUGUUUCCAAAGCGGUCCAAGGCGUGAAGGGGGAUUUGGACUGGGAAGUCAAGGUCAUGGCCUUGGAACUGGUGGAGGUCUUUGUUGCCCAAACCUUUGUCCGCUUUGGAUUUCUCGAGUGCCCCUAUAUAGGCGAUUCCCUGCCAGCUUCCCUGCCUGAAUUAUUGCAGACCUUCUGCCGGGCGAAACUCUUCGAAUUCCUCUUUGGAGCCCUGCGUGACUGUGACCGGCCGGUCGCUCUGAAAGCCUGUGAGGUCCUUCUCACCAUGAAAUCGAAGAUUUGCAAAGGCAACUGCCUGGAGCAGGGGAAUAGGUUGGGACUUGACGACACCGCUCAGCCAGCAGAAACCCUGGGGGGUGCAUCUCCUUCUGCUUUCAUCUGUCCAGACGGGGAUUUUGCUGAGAGGUUUCCGCAGGACCCAGAGCACUUGCCCCUGAUUUUACAAGCGAUGGACCUGGAGGGUUUGCAAAGAGCUCUGGAUAUCAGCAGCGACCACCUGGAGCAGAGUCCCGAGUCCCUCUUGCAGGAUAUCCUGUCUGCCGCGGGGAGUGCGGAAGAGAACGAAGCCGACUGCUACUAGAAAACAGGCCAGGGGAGGCUGCAUCUGACUAGCUGCCCUUUGUCCCCAAGAGUGCAGAGGGCAAAAAUCUUUGGUGAGAAUUUCUCCUUGCAUUAGAGGGGUGAGGGCUGCCAUGGAGGAAUUAGCCUGAAACACACUUCCAGAAGGUCAUUCACAAACAAUGAUACAAGUGGGAGGGGGGAGAGAUCAAAAUGGUGUAAGGAAAUCAAGAGACAUCCAAACUAGUGGGGAGAAAUCCCAAAUGACAGUGUUUUGAGAAAAAACACAAGAAUUUAAGACUUGGUAUAUAAACCCCUGCAAUACAAAAUCCAAUUGUUUGCAUGUAUGGAGUGAAGCCAUGUAUUAAGGCAGAUUCAGAUGCACUGCUCUCAGAAAUGACAGCACACAGUUAAUGCAUUUGGGCCAAAGACUGAAAGUGGACAGCGAGGUACCUUGUGACUCUUCAGCCGGUGUCGAACUGUCGCAGCCACCCUCCCAUCACUAUUCGUUAUGUUGACUGAGGCCGAUGGGAACAGAGAUCCCCAUGUUGCCCACCUCUAAUUACAGUGUCACCUGUUAGCAGUGCAUUACUGAUGAAUAUUCAGAGGUUUUAAACGGAAACCCAGGUAUAACUUGAUGUCAUGUUGCAGAUCUCUGAGGAGUGUGCAAGAAACACUGGCAGAAAUCCUGUACCAAGUUGUGGCUAGAGUAGACCACUUGAAUCAAUGGGGAGUUGGAGGAGUCAACUUUUCUGUAAGUUCCAUUGAUUCAAUGGGUCUACUUCAGCUGUGAUGUGGUAUUGGAUUUCCGCCAGUGUUUUGCUGUAUACCGUCACAGUCUUUGUGAACAUGGAACCAGUGCUGGACUGGGGCUUUCCAAAUAAACAAUCUCUGACCACUCUCAGACUGUUGAGAGCCCAUGUAUAGGUUUUGUGUUAAUAUUUUGCUAAUAACACCACAAUUGCUAGUGGAGUUGAAACUUAUUCCUUGUGGGCUGUCAUCUCUGCGAACCGAUGAACACUGCGGGUAUUUUCUAGCAAUAUUGGUGUCUUGUUGCCAAUAAAAGGCUUUUUGUUUCAUUCUGUUUUUUUUUAAUAUGACGGCUUGACUUCAUUGCCUUAAACUGGGCAUCCUGUUUGCGAACAGUCACAACUUGAUUUUCUUUUGGUGGGAAUGGUAAGAUCUUUCAAGAAGAUGUGGCUCAUUUCACCGAGGAAAAAAUGUUAGUAACAGGGAAAGAAGGCUCAGAAGCAGUGAAUUUUUUAAUGCCAGAAACCAUAUUUGCUCAAAUUAAAAUAAAUACAGUGGUGCCCCACUAGACGAUUGC
Messenger RNA from Pogona vitticeps (central bearded dragon), 4204 nucleotides. RefSeq names its product BRCA1 associated ATM activator 1 (gene BRAT1). The record is from RefSeq and is a predicted model, not a curated record. Gene Ontology annotation, cellular component: nucleus. NCBI's taxonomy places the organism in Eukaryota, Metazoa, Chordata, Lepidosauria, Squamata, Agamidae. Gene Ontology annotation, biological process: positive regulation of protein phosphorylation; cell population proliferation; DNA damage response.